GCACGCCGAGCUUGCAGCUCCUCACUUACACACAUGGGUGGCCGCGGGCUGAGCGGGCGCUCGACUUUAAUUGCCGAUGCGUAUGAAUAAUGCAGGAGGGGCUGACGCGAGUCGACGAGUACGCGCGGACGCAUUAUUAUUGUUAACUAGAAACGCGGUAUCGGAGGCGGUUAAGUAGUCAGGGUUCACGGGGUCAAGAUGCCGCGCGGAAACGAGCGCUCAGUCGACCAUUGCGAGGUCUAGUCGAACGCGGCUGAAGGCGAAUCGCGAGCUCGCCAACGCGCACACGCACACCCACACACGCUGCUUCAAGGUACCCAGAGUAUUGGCGAUUCGAGUAUUGGGGCUCAUCGGGCUCCGAACCCCAUUUUGGGUUCCGAAAAUCUCAGUACCUGAGCUGCGAGCUAGCCGUACUUGGAAAUAAAUGUUGGACUCGUGCCGAAUCGCUGCGAAUGUGGAAUUCCUCUGUGCUCUGUGUUCAAGUAGUCUAUCCUAGGUACAUUGGUUACGAUUUUAGAUUAACCAAGAAGAAGUGGCUCAUCAUGUACAUAAUAACAUUUGUUGUUCUUCUUCUGUUUACCACGAUUACAAUAAUUGUGGGUAACGAUACGUACUUCGACACCAGUGGAAGAAAUUUGUAUCAGCUGAAUAUACUUUCGGAAUACGAACUUGAACGUUAUGCAUUUCCGCCCGUUUUGCCAACGUCUGAGUCUGAGAUUCAAGAACAAGUCGAUUUAAAGAAUGAAACUAUAUUAUAUAGAAUUUCGUCGGGACCAAAAUCACCGAAGAAGAUAGGAAAACAACCGGUGUUCAUAGAAAAUGGAAUUCUCUGUGAUAAGGAUCCCUGUGAAGUUAAUAAACCCAAAAUUGCAGUUGCUUACAUACUUGUUGAUCGGGGCUAUGACGUCUGGUUAGGCAUUGGUAACACUAGCAUUGCCGAGAGUACGCUGUCGAACGAAGAAAAUGAAAGGAAGCGAUUGGAACGCGUGGCUCAAUAUAUAUUGGCGUCCACUCAAGCGAAUGAAUUAACGGUAAUGGGUCACUUUCACGGUUCUGUGCAAUUUUUUGGCAUGACUGCACCUCGUAUUAUCAAUGAUGAACCACAGUCAAAAAUUUCAAGAUGGUUGGAUUAUAUUCCCGGUGUCAAAACUAUCAAGUCGUUGUACAAAAAAGGAACAGGUUUUCUAACAAGAGGUUAUAAUAAUGUGGUUGACAGAAUUGGACGUAAAAUCAAUUAUAUUACCGAUGACUCGAACAUACGCGAUUUAAAGAAUACCGUAAUGAAUGCCUGGGGCUUCAUGAUGACUAUGGUCCUGCCCACCUUUACAAUUAAAAAUUUUUCGGAUAUGAUGGACCAUCCGGAUGUAUUUUUAGACACAGCUCAGCUGAUACGAAAAUACGGUUACCAAGCCGAAUCGCACCAAACGGAGACGACCGACGGUUAUCUGCUGACGAUACACCGAAUACCCGGAAACGAGUCGAUGUCCGCACCGAAGGGGGGCAAACCCGUGGUCCUCCUCCAGCACGGGAUUUUGGGUAGCUCCGCGGAUUGGGUGAUGCUCGGCCCGAGUCAAUCUUUAGCUUACAUGCUGUCGGAUGCCGGUUACGACGUGUGGAUGGGCAAUUCACGUGGCAACACCUAUUCCAAGGCUCACGUAAACUUCUCGGCCUCUAGCUCCAAGUUUUGGGAAUUCUCGUGGCACGAAAUGGGAAUACACGAUCUGCCAGCGACAAUAAACUAUAUUCUCAAUGCCACCGGUCAGAAGCAAAUACAUUACGUUGGGCAUUCGCAGGGCUGUAGCAUUUUAUUCGUUAUGCUUUCGGAGAAACCCGAAUACAACGAGAUGAUUGGAAAAGCCGCUCUGUUUGCCCCGGUGGCUAACACUACCAAUGCCAGGAGUCCGAUUAUUGGCGUUUUCUCAAAGAUAUCAAUGCCACUUUACUAUCUAAUAAGAGUUUUUGGCGUGAAUGACUUUUUGCCGACCAAUGCUUUGCUCACGAAAAUUGGCAGAGAAGUAUGCGAAGCACGUUCGCCUUAUCAAGUUGUUUGUAGCAAUGUACUGUUUAUGAUAACUGGCUACGAUGCUUCGUUAUUAAAUAAGACGACUAUACCAAUUAUUCUCGGUCAUGUACCCGCGGGUAGUUCGAUAAAGCAAUUCUUUCAUUACGCCCAGGGACGUAAUUCAAAGAAAUUUCGACAGUUUGAUUACGGCAAUUCCAAAAUAAACAAUAUAGUUUACAAUCAAACCGAGCCUCCAGAAUACCUAAUUGAAAAUGUCAAAAUUCCUGUUCAAAUUUAUUACGCUCAAAAUGAUUUAAUUACUGACUUUAGAGACAUUGAAAUGCUGGCAAAUCAGCUGCCCAAUCUUCGAGAAUUAUAUAAAGUACCAAAUGAGAAUUUUAAUCACAUUGGCUUCACUUAUGCGACCGAAGCUCCUAAAUUAAUUUACGAACCACUCAUAAAGUACCUUAAGAAUGCCACUCUACCGUAAAGGAAUGAAAGAAAAUAGUUUUUCCUCCUAUAUCUCGCUAAUAUUACGAUGCCUAGUAAUUUAUUUCUUAAUACAUAAUCGAACUUUACAAAUUUACAGCUAUAUUUAUAUAAAUUAGAUCUUGAAAUCGUACAAGGAAAUAUUUUACAAAAAACAUAAAUAUUCAUUUGCUCGUGUCAUAUUUCAAUGAGAUAAUACAAACGUUUAAUGGCCAACAUAAGGAAAUGUAGCGGAAAACAACAUGGAAAAUUCGGCCCCAAUCGUAUAUUUAUAUUUACGUGUAUAAGACACACAAUCGCUUCAUAUUCUGCCCAAUUCGUUGUAUAUUAUUAUAAUUAUUAU
This is a messenger RNA of Ceratosolen solmsi marchali, 2834 nucleotides long. Its product is annotated as lipase 3-like. Gene Ontology annotation, biological process: lipid metabolic process. Lineage: Eukaryota; Metazoa; Arthropoda; Insecta; Hymenoptera; Agaonidae. Bases 453 to 2492 code for a protein of 679 amino acids. The record is from RefSeq and is a predicted model, not a curated record. The transcript is spliced from 14 exons.